AUGGGAUAUUUCCUAGUUGGAGUCGUCGAGACGGUUAAAUGUGUUGGUUUGACGGCUGUGCUGUUUGUAGGACCUUUGUUUGAAGAAGGUAUUGCGCAGGGACAAUGGCGCGAUUGGAUUCGUCUGAGGGGAUUGGGCGCUUUGAAGGGCUGGAUUCCGUACAGGAAUAUUGUUGCUGUAAGCUAUACUUUCAUUUAUCUUUGGUAUAUUGUUAAUGGUCACAUAAAGGGUCCUGUCACAGAAGAGGUACUCUUCCGAUCCGCCUCGGUACCCCUCCUCCUCCUCUCCAAAACCUCCAACACAACGAUCAUAUUUCUCACCCCCGUCGUCUUCGGACUAGCCCAUGUGCAUCACUUCUAUGAAUACAGAAUUACACAUCCGCAUGGUCCCAUGGUUGGAGCUAUCCUGCGCUCACUCUUACAAUUCUCCUACACAACUUUAUUUGGAGGCUACGCUACAUUUCUAUAUCUCCGAACGGGUAGUCUGUUGGCUGUAAUAUGCGUGCAUGCUUUCUGUAAUUGGAUGGGAUUCCCAAGGUUUUGGGGCAAGAUUAGUAGUUCGGUGGAUGGAGAGACUAUUAUUGGACCAGAUGUGGGAGCCAGCAAGAAAAGUGAAGAUGUGAUGAAAAGUAAUGGGGAAUUGAGUAUCAUUUGGACGAUUACAUAUUAUACUCUUCUUGUAGUGGUUGAUUAA
Messenger RNA from Sclerotinia sclerotiorum 1980 UF-70, 693 nucleotides. RefSeq lists its product as hypothetical. The transcript has 2 exons. Gene Ontology annotation, biological process: CAAX-box protein processing. NCBI's taxonomy places the organism in Eukaryota, Fungi, Ascomycota, Leotiomycetes, Helotiales, Sclerotiniaceae. The record is from RefSeq and is a predicted model, not a curated record. Gene Ontology annotation, cellular component: endoplasmic reticulum membrane. The coding region runs from base 1 to 693 and encodes 230 amino acids. Gene Ontology annotation, molecular function: metalloendopeptidase activity.